This is a messenger RNA of Penaeus vannamei (Pacific white shrimp), 606 nucleotides long. Lineage: Eukaryota; Metazoa; Arthropoda; Malacostraca; Decapoda; Penaeidae. The record is from RefSeq and is a predicted model, not a curated record.
AUGGCCACUGGAUCACUCCAUGUCACUCGAGUGUGCAUAAACAACCCAUCAAGCAAUUGGCAUUGCAAAAGCCUGAGCCAAAUCCUGCGUAGAAAAGCUUCCCUUCCUUGCUCCGUCUGCUCUCAGCCAGAUCGCAAAGCUUGCCUUCUGCUUGCCACGGCUUGCUACACAGCUCGCGGCAGUGCGACCACGCCGCUGCGCCGUCCACAGGAAGAAGAGCACACCAUCAGCAUGGGUCGUGUGGUUUAUUUCCUGAUCGCCACGCUGCUUCUGGUGUCACGGACGGAAGCUGCUGUUUUUGACGGGCUGUUGACGUGUCACCGAAUAUGUCCAGCUGUCCUGAGGCCCGUCUGCGGCAGCGACGGGAGGACCUACGACAACUCAUGCCAGCUUCAGGAGGCCCGCUGCAGCGACCCGAGCCUGGAGGAGGUGCACCCGGGGCCGUGUCCUGGGGCCGAGGCGCUGCUGCUGUAGAUGGGGAAGGAAGAAGCUCCUGGGCGCUCAUAGGGACAGUAUGCGCCCAAAGCCUCGCACAGGAAUCUCAAGGUUAGCAAAAGUCGACUGUGUAUAAAACAUGCCAGUAAAUAAAACACAUUAUGAAAACAU